UCCUGCACCCCAAUAAGUGGAUUCAUGUAUAGUUAUCGUUGAAAUGGUUAAUUAAUGGUGUAUUUUUGUGAUACUUGAGCGUCGAAAAACGGUAAAUACGAUAGUCUGGCAACGGUGGUCAGGCAGGCAAAACAACCUCACCGUCUUGGGCACCUGGACGUGAGAGCAGCGAGGGAUCCACCAUUACUUGACCCCUUUUGACCCCCCUGUGACCCUCCCGAGGUGCUGCGGGUGACCUCGGCAGUGUCAGCGCUGAAGUGGAGUCCAUUUGAGGCGCCUGGGGUUAGUUGUCGCCAGUGAGAUCUGCGGGAAAGCCUGGCGGGGCACUCACUCCCUCCUCAUUUUGGAGCCGCGGGGAGUGAGUGUCAACAAGAAACAGCUGACUGGGAUGAAUGGGUGACGUAACCGUGGCAGGUGACCGCGUGUGUCAGGUCAACCCCGCCCCGCCCCUGCAAGGCCACGCGGAAGGAUUCUAUAUAGUGUGCGUGAGGGCCAUGCUGGCUGUGCAGAAGCACCAUGGACAUUACUGAUCCAGAGCAAGAAGAGACAGUCACUGCCAAUGAUUGGCAACCGGAAAACAGCACUGUGGGUAGUCACCCGUUUCCUGCAGAACAGAAUGGCAGUGAGUCAUUAGCAUCGUCCAGAGAUGAGGAAGUUGAUGAUCCGCUUUCAGAGUGCCCAGACAGUCCCACCCCACAACCAUCUCCUGCCUCACAACUUCAGCUCUCUCUUGCAAGGAGAGAAAUAUCACAUGACUCCAGUUUGGAUAAAAAAAAUCAGAAUACCAUGAAUGAGGAUGGGGAAGUCAGUGGCUCUAGUGAAGAUGAGGAAUCAGAAGAUGAAGAUGCUGGGGAAGAGGAAGAAGCUGGUUCAGAAGAUGAACUAGAGAAUGGUAACAACAAGGAGGAAGGGGAAGAGAGUGCAUCAUCUGCAGCUGCACCACCUGUGGAGAAGGAUGGGGAGUCCAAGAAGGCCUCAUUUUCCCUGUACUCUGGGGUGAGUGACAUUAUCAGUGGGUCAUGCUCCUCCCCUUCAUCAAACUCCUCAACUCCGUCCCUUCCCCCAAACAAAGCCACAACCCCCUCACCCAGCCUUCAGAGUCGGUGCUCCAGCCUGGUGAACAAGAGUGGUGGUGGUGGCCUAUUGGUGCACCACCCAGUCACUCCAAAGAAGCGAGUUGUCAACAAGACCAAUACUGACCACCUCAGUGAUGAACUGAACUUGGGAUACAGAAUCCUGAUGGAGCUGAUGUCAGACUACCAGAAAGGAAGCAACGCCCCCUUCAUGGAGCAAAUAGAGAUGGAACCUGAGAAGAAUAAGGACUACUUGGAGGUAGUGAAGAGACCCCUAUGGUUGAAGAAAAUUAAGGCUGAUCUUCUGGAUGGGAAAUACCCUACAAUCACAGAGUUGAUAGGUGACCUAAGGACCAUGCUGGAGAAUGCCUACCGCUACUAUGGGCCAGCCAACUCCAUCUCCAAGAAAGGUCUGAGACUCGAGCACAUGAUGGAACAGAAGAUUGCUCUCCUCCCAAAAGAAGUUCGGGACCUGUGUACUCUUGAGAAAACUUCUGGUCAACCUCCAGAGGACAUCACUCAGACACACCGAAAUAAAACUGCCAAAAUCUCAGUCAAUGGAGACAACUUUUUCUCCUAUGUGAUGUACCGCGUGCGUGGGUGUCGAGUGCAGCGAGACAAGGAGCUGAAGAAGAGGAAGAUGGAGGCAGUGAAGCAGGCCAAGCAUGACCGUGAGCAGGAAAUCAUUGAGUGGGAGAAGAACCUGAUGAAGGAGCCAAACAUGACACAAAUGAAAGCAAUGUGGGAACUUCCACAGAUUGGUCACUUCAUCUUCCUGACACUGAAGACCCUCAACAUCUAUGAGGUCCCUCAGUAUGAGGUGGAGCGCAUGCUGCUGAUGCCCCGGGCCUCUCGCACACUAGCAAUGCUGCUCACAUCCCUCCUUUCUUCCCCUCAACAAAGGCAGAAGCUCAGUGAGAAGCCAUACAUGCCAUACAAAGUCUGGGCACGGAAGCUUGCUCACAAAACUCUGCUGUGGUAUAGGUGCUAUUAUAGGGAAAACCGGGAUUCACAGAAGGUAUUUGACCAGAUGGGUAUCGAGCCUCAGUUCUGGCAGGUCUGUGGCCCCACCAACCCCUUUGACCGCCAGCUGUUCCACGAGAUGACGUACCAUCAGCGGGUCUGGCUUCUUAAAUCUCUCUGUGAUUUCCUCCUACACAACCACAAAACUGUCCAGGAAGUAUUAGCAGACCAGACUGAGGCAGAUCAGCGGGAAUAUUAUCUGGGGCAAGACCGAGAUGGCAACGAUUACCUACACUUCCCUCAGUUUUGUGGACAGAACCUCAGAAUAUACAGACGGGCCAGAGUGCCUUCCCCUGAGGUGGAAAGAGAGGAGGAGGAAUUGGUAGAAGGAAGCAUACUUCCUUUAGAGAAGAUUAAGGAACAUAGGAAAAUGAUGAGAAAAUUUAGACAUAAGUAUGAAGAGGAAGCAGAGUGGGAAGGCUCAAGAGGAAAAAAGAGGAAGCGAAAGAGAGGCAAGGGAAGAGGCCGGGUUGUUGAUUCAGAGGAGGAGGUGGGCCUGACCUGUAGGAGUCGACCCAUCAACCUUAGGCAGCGACCACGGGCCAGGUACAAUGAAGACCUUGAGGACCUGGGUCUGUCCUCAGAUGAUGAACCAAAGCCAAAACCAAAAAAGAGACAGUGGACAGUGGUAUCAGAGUCCUCUGGUGAGAGUGAUCAAGAUGAGACUGUAGAGAAGCCUGAGGAUGAGAGCAAUGCAGCAGAAGGGGAGGAUGAGGUGGUGGCCAGCAACAGCCCCUUGCCAGCUCAGCCUGAGAGUCUCACAAGGGCACAACAAAAGAACCCAAGGGCCAAACGGGGAGGAAAGAAGAAACCCACUUGCGAGCUCUGUGGAAAGACAUUCCAGAAUAUUGCUGCCUUGAAAGGUCAUCGGGCUGUUCACACCAAGGAAAAACAAAAGUUAGCUCUCAAUGGAGAUGACAUUCCAGUAAACAACAAAAGACCUGUCGUGGGUGAGGAGUCAAGAGAAACCUCAGAGGAGAGGACUUUCAAUGGUGCUGAUAGAGCUGUGAGUGAGGAGGGCAGUGUGAUGCAGAAUGGUGACUGUGUGCCUGAGGAGAAAAGAGAACUUGAAAAAGCAAAUGUUAAGGAAAAAGAUCUGAAAGAUGAAUCUCUCCAUCAGGAUAAAGUCAAGGUAAAGGAGGAAGUAACUGAAAAUGGGGAAGUGAAAGAUGAUGAAAGAUCCAAUUAUAAUCUUGAAACGAAAUUAAAAGUGGAAGUCAAGGAUGAACCAGACAUUAAAGAAGAAAAUUAUAAUCUUUUUGAAAGUGAAAAUGGCCUAAAACUUACAAAGAAGGAAAAGACAAUCCUGGGCUUGCAAAACACUUGGGAUGAGGAUCACAUUAAGAGGGAAGAGAAUGUGGAGGAACCCAAGACUAGUGAAGACAAGACCAAAGAAAAAUCCCCCUCGCCUCCCAAGGAACCCACUUCCUUCUAUGAUGGCUCAUCUUACUUACCAGACACUGAAAUGUUUGAGUUGGUCGUCACAUCAGUGGAGCAGCUGCGGGCCCUCAUCCAAAAGUUUGGGGACCUUCCUGACGGUGCAGGCUCAGGCUCAAAUGCAGGCAAUGGCACAGCAGGAGAGGAGGAGAAAAGCAGUACUAAAAAAACAAAGGAAGAAGGAAAGAAGCGUCCAUCCUGUGAAGUAAAGUUACAUAGCGCCCUUUGCAAUUUGCUGAAUGAGCUCAGUCCCUGGGAGACCAAGCUGCUUACUGCUACCAAGAGACUCCGCACAAAAUUAAAGCACGAGUGGAAUGACUAUGAAAAGAGAGAUCCCGACUACGUGGACCCAGCUGAGGAGGCGUGGAUGAGUGACCCAGAGCCAGAACCUGAACCCCCUCCGCCACCCCCUCAGGAGUCCUCAUCAUCCUCAUCGUCCAGUGAAGAGUCCCUGGAUGAGGAGGGUAAUCCAAAGCGCAAACUGAGGAAGAGAAAAGCAAAGCGGCAAGCAGUAACACAGAUAAUGGAAUCAGCAACCCCUCCAGUGGAAUCCCCAAGUUUAGCCCAGGAGGAGAAUGCUGAAGGGUAUGCUGUCUCUUCCAGAGGGAGAGUGCGCAAAGUGAAAAAGAUGGUCAACUAUGAUGGCCUGGACUUUGAGAAGCUUGCCCUACAAGCAUCUGAAGAGGCUGAGUUAGAAAGACUAAGAAAGAAAAGAAAGAAGGAAGAAGAAGAGAAGGAGCGGGAAGAGCAAGAAUCUAAAGAGGAACAAACUAAUUCUCAGCCUUCAGGGGUUCACCGCUACUUAUUAUCCCAGGCAGGACAGGUCAUGGGCUACAUUGACAAUAAGGGUCAUGUACACUCUGGCAGUGGAGGCAAAGUUUCUGGAGGUGACCGGGGGAAGGUUGACAUAAGCUCUGUUCGUAAUCUGGCAAGUCAACUGGUUACAGGAAACAAAAAGGAAGCUGCAACAACUCCUACAAGGCCUGGCAUGAUGAUCCCCCCAAAGACCUUCCAGAACCUAAGUCUAAAGCCUUAUGUGCCAACUGUUGUUGUGGCUGCUAUCAAUGACCAAGGCUCUCCAGUGUACGUCCGAGUUGUGGGUGAACAGGCCUUGCAGCUGGUGAAGUACAUGAGGCCAAGCAUCAAGGGUCGUGUCUCCCAGAUCAAACUCCAGCACCAUGGUCAGACUUACACCGUUAACACAAAUGCUCACAUGAUAACACGCAACAUUCCAGGACUACAUGAUGGUGAAGCCACAGUAAAGCCUGCAUCAUCUGUUUCCACAGACACACCUACCUCAUCUACAGCCACAGCCACAGCAAGGCCUCUGACAAAUCUACAGAGCCUAGCAACAAACAACUCUCCCAGUGUGCCUCGGGUGGCACCAAUAUCCUCUGUGGUGAGUGGUGUAUCGUCAUCAAACACCUUAGCACUAGCCUACAGAGGAGUGGCUAAGCAGGCAAGACCAACAACUGUAAGUGCACCAGUCAGACCACAAGGUGCAGCUAUCCCCAGGGCCACAGCUCAGCAAGAUGUAAACCGUCUUACUUCAGUGGCUCACACAAGACUAGUAUCGGCUUCUCCUUCAGUAGUGUCUUCAGUUGUGCCACCAGCUGUCAGAACAACUGCAAGUCUGGGUUCCUCACCUACAAGACAUACUAAUUUGAUAUCUGUAAAUCAGUCUGGAAACAGACAAUCCCUUCCUACUGCUAGAUCUCAGGCUACCCCAGUAGUGAACAGAAUUGGUGUACCUACAAAUUCAACAGCAACGGUAAUGCAGUCAGAAGCUGGUUCAUUGUGUCAAACAAAUAAUCAGCAGCAAAUUGCAGCAGUACAGUCCACAGCAGCUGUGGCAGUGGCUCCUGCACAGCCUCUGGGCCAGACAAUAACAGCUACACCUGUUGCUGUACCUGGCCCUGGGGGACAGACACAGGUGCAGUUAAAGCUUGAAUCUGAGUCUUUGGCACAAUUAAUGCAGCGCACAGGGAGCAAAAUAGUGGCCUUACCCAAUGGUCGAGGAGGGUAUACCUUAUCCCUCACCCCCGGUGCAGUUCAGCCUGGACAAAAGAACCAGACACAAAUAGCUGCCAACACAGCAGCAAAGGUACAGGUGGUAUCUGGGGCAAAUGCUUUGUUGGAAGAUACACCACAGACUUCAGUUGUGCAGCAGCAACAGCCACAAGUUGUUCAGCAGCAGACCCAUGUAAUAUCUCAAGGGGUAGCUCAGCCAGCAGGUGUUGCACAGCAGACAUCACUAACACAGCAGAUUGGAGUGAGACAAGUAGUUCCAGUCAGUCAAGUCAAUGUCUCUGGGUCAAGUCAGGUUGUUUCAAGAGUAGGUGUGCAACAGAGAGUUAUUGGUAAUCUGGUAUCCUCACCACAAGGAACAAGAACAGCUCAAGUCCCAACAACAGCUGUAAUUGCUUCACACCAACCAGGAAGUGCGAUUAUAAACUCAAGUCAGCCAACAGGUGUGUUGCAGAAAGUAACAGGCACACAGUCUCAGCUGACAGGUGCUCAGACAGGUCAGCAUCAGCUUGUGUUGCAGCAGAGAGUAGCAACCACAGGCACCCAGGCUGCUGUAACACCUCAGGUUAAUCAGGGUGUUGUCCAGCAGGCUGGUGCCACAUAUAAACAAGUAGUUGUUAACCAACCAAUGCAGCAAGUUCCACAACAAAUGGUUCAAGUAGCUCCAGGGUCAGUUUUGCAGCAACAACAAGUGGUGAGGCUACAUCCAGUCAGUGGGAGCGGUAGAAAUGCACCCACUCAGAAACUGGUUCAGAUUGUGCAGCCAGGAGGGGCACGUCAAGUGGUGCAGAUGGUUCAGCAGGUGGUUGCUAGUCAGGGACAGGCAAAUCAAGGACAUCAACAGCUGAUCUAUGUCCAGGGAAAUGGCCAAGUGGUUCAACAACAGGCUAAAACAAGCUUAGGAACUGUUCACCACACAUUGCAAGGAACUACUUUACCACAGAAUCAAGGGCAACAGAUUGUUGGACAGCAAGCUCUUGGAGAACAAAAGCUUCAGACACAAAUUGUAAAUCAGCAGCAAAUAAUUCAACAGCAAGCAGCAGGCCAGACACAGCAACACAUAGUACAGCAGAAACAACAAGUAGCACAAACACAAGUUGUGCAGCAGCAAACACAGCAAGUAAUGCAACAACAUUUGGUUGUGCAGCAUCAACAACCCCAACAACAGCAGCAGUCACAGCAACAGCAAGUAAUAACGCAGCAGCAGCAGCAGCAAGCUGUGGCUCAGCAGCAGCAAACUGUUGUUCAGCAGCAGCAAGUCGUUCAACAACAGCAACAGACUGUAGUUCAACAGCAGCCAGUUGUUCAACAGCAACAGACUGUAGUUCAACAGCAAGUAGUUCAGCAACAGGGUCGGUUGGUCUUGGUAAGAACGUCUCAGGGUGAACAGAUGGCUCUUCAGCUGCCUGAUGGAAGAGUCUCACUGCUUACACAAGAACAAUUGCAAGCAGCAAUAAACAAUGGAUCUAUAAAGGUUAGCCAACAAACCUAAUUCCUAAGUCAAUCAUGUAGUAGUUACAGCCUUAUGGUGAAUGGAUGAAGUUGGAAAAUAUGCUGAAAUGUGAUAACCUAAGGCCAUUUUACACAUCAUUUGAAGGGAUCAAAGCAGAGUUCUCCAUUAGAUACUUGCUGUAUCAGUAAUGAAGAGGGAAUCAAGACAUCUCAGUGAGUACCUGUUUUCUGCAGUAGUAGUAGGUAUAGUCAUGUCUUCAUUUAUAGAUACACCAUUGAUGUAUUAUUUAUCAACACUGUUAUUUUGACUUUAUUUGCAUGAUAUUUUUCCAUGACUUGAGUUAAGAUGGUGACAUCCUUUGAUCUUUCAAUUUUAGAAUUGGUCUUUUAACUGUGAUGAAUAUAGCGUUAGUUAUGCAAAUGGUCAUUGCAACAGUUACUAAAUAAAAUGAACAAGUUUGUAGGGAUACUGGAUUUCAUGUAUUAUAAGUCUUAAUACCUUUCCCAUUCUAAACAACAUGAAACUGUUCAACAGGAAAAUGACUGUUAGUAAAACUGCAUUUUUGCCAAAGUACGAAUUUUGAACAAACUUUUCAUAAGUCUGAGCUGUAGACAGAUAAAUUUCACAGUGUCUAAUUUAAGCAGGAAGGUAAAUUAUAUGUACAAAUUUAUAAGUAAAUCUCUGAAACCAAA
Eriocheir sinensis (Chinese mitten crab) is the source of this 7706-nucleotide messenger RNA. RefSeq lists its product as uncharacterized. The transcript has 17 exons. Bases 517 to 7053 code for a protein of 2178 amino acids. NCBI's taxonomy places the organism in Eukaryota, Metazoa, Arthropoda, Malacostraca, Decapoda, Varunidae. The record is from RefSeq and is a predicted model, not a curated record. Gene Ontology annotation, molecular function: protein binding.